CAGUCGUCGUUUGAACAGCAUCGCAUUCGGUUCUCCACGAAGCUCCCGCGCAAAAACGAAAAGUUAACGACCUACCUCCGACAGCUCCGAACCAAAUUAAAGCCGAUAAACAAACGCACAAAAUCAAAGCAGAACAAAAGCAACAACCAUCAUGAACAAGGCGAAAAACUCGACUUGGCUGUUGCUCAUUUGCCUGUUAAUUGGACAACUCUACGUUUGCUGUAAUGGAUCGCCCAUCGAACCGGGUGAUAAUGAUUAUCAGGGCGAUGAAUAUGAAUAUGAAACUGGUGACGAUGUCGAUGAUGAUGCGGAUACUGAUUUAACAAAAGACUUUGAUUCCAAAUACGCACCGCCAUAUUUUGAGACGACCGACCUGAGGAUCGAUGCCAAGCCGGGUGACGAUGUGGUCCUCAACUGCGAUGCACGGAACUUCCAGCUUAACAAUGCGGUGAUGUGGUACAAGAAGUCGGUAAUCAUCGCCAAUGGCCAGAACCCCAUUAGCCAGCGAGUGGAGGGCAUGAAGAACAAUUCGCUACUCCUGAGAAACGUGACGCCGGAGGACUCGGAUGAUUACUAUUGCGAGAUCCUGCCGCAGAAGGUUCAACAACAUACGGCACUGCGGGUUGGCGCCCGGCUGUCGAUCCUCUGCGACGGUCGCGAAGCUACGGACCGAUCGCAGACGUUCAAGCAGGGCGACUCCCACAAGCUCGAGUGUCGAACCUAUCUGCCCGGCAACAUCACUAUCAAGUGGUCCUUUAAUGACCUUAGCGGCCAGCCGUCCACAGUGGAACAUGACAACGGGGUGAUCCUUCUGGACGACGUGGACGAGAAGAACGCCGGAGAUUACCAGUGCCUGGCCGACGACGGCAGUCGCCAUCCACCACAUGGCACGGUUCACAUCGACGUCCGUUACAGUCCCAUCGUCUCCACCCAUCGGCACCAUGUCAACACGGAAGCGAACGCCACGGCCGAGCUGUACUGCAACUACCGGGCCAAGCCCAUCGGCCGGAGCUACUUCACCAAGGAUGGCAAGACCCUGCAGAUUUCCGAGAAGUACUCCAUCAAGGAUUCGGUGCACCACGACCACAACCGCACCACCCUCAUCGUCAGGGAAGUGACGGACAGCGAUCUGGGCGAGUAUAAAUGUGAAGUGAGGAACGCCAUCGGGUCCAACGAAGUGAAGGUGCAUGUCAGCUACGACCCGGAGAUCCCGCAGUUCGAGGACGAGACCAUUGACGGCAACAAGGUCACCCAGCACUGGUUGGUCAGGAGUCGACAGGCCCUCUCCGAGGCCAUGUUGGACUAUCAACUAUUUGGGUCCGAAAGAUGGAACACAGUGGCAAUGCUGCAGACGCGUCGCCACAAUAACACGGGUCACAUCUGGAAGAUCACGCAUCAGAUGGAACUCAAUGCCGGAACGUGGAAUGUUCGUGUGAGGACGAAGAACACCCAUGGGUGGUCCCCCUUCUCGACGAAACACAUCUUCGAAGUGCGUGAUGGGUACACAAAGGAUGCUUCAUCCGAACCGGAACAGCCCAGCGAUAUGGAUCUUCCGCCGGAUCAAAUCAUGCAGGCUGGCAUCGGUCCAGUGGGCCGAGGAGCUGCGUCAGCAAUCCGGCAGCUGAAUUGGAUGUGGACCCUGCUGGCAGCGCUCCUCCUCCUGCUGCGAAUCCGCCUCUAAGGGGUGCCAUUUAUAUAUUUAUUCAGACCGAAAAGUGUACAUACAUACAUACGUAUUUCCGGAUUACUCAGCUAUCGAUGGCAUCGGGCGAUAGCGAACCUAAAGUAUUCUAACUAUACAAAUGCUAAUGCGCGACCGCUAGCUUGGGUCAAUGUUAAUGUUAAUGCUAUAGUACACGCUGGAGCGAUCACCACUGAAACAUUUGUGCCAAGCAAGGGACUUUACUCCAAUGGUUCAUUGGAAGAAGGCCGAGGAUUAAAGUUAAUUUAGUUUAGUAACAUGAAAAGAAGCGACACUGGACGAAGCGUUGAUUAGGGCAGAGAUAGAACGACGAUCGGUUUAAAACCGCAAAAAAAAAAAACAGUAACAUUUUGAUUAACCUUAGCUUUAAUAUUUAUUUGUUUUGUCUGUAUGCACGUAAAAGUUGGCACUUUUGAGGAGGAACCCGAACGAAGAAGUCCGUCGCCCAGGGAAGAAUGUCACACCGGGUCGAUACACAUACGCCCCAUGGUGCAUCAAUUCUUCACCGGGCGAUGACGUAGUGUAGCAAAAAUGGGUAAGGAUCUAGUGACUUUUAGGAUUUGCAAUGUGUACAAUAUUUUUGUAUAUCCAAGCGUACUUACGAACAUAUUUGUAGCCGAAUCAGAGGGGCAUCGGGUGGGAUUAAUCAAAUGGCACGCUAUAUAUUUUAUAAACUAGACCAAAGCUUAGACAUACAUAUGUGUACCUACCACACCAUACAUAUGAAACUUAUUUUUACGGAUCAACGCCACAUCAACUCAAUGGAACAGAAGGAUUCAAAAUACUAUACAAAUCAAAAGUGAGAAGUGAGGAAGCGUGUGUACCUAUGCUUAAGGCAUACUGAACAAAUCGAAGAGAGCUAUAUAUAUAUAUACAUAUAUUGUGUACUGUUGAUAAUCGGGUUUGGCUUCAAUUAACGUCCUUGAUUCUGCUACAAUACCUGAGGAAUAUCGCCAUAACAUGCUGACCGUGUACACUGUACGUAUGUAUAUUUUAUAUAUAUUUUAUUUAAGAAUCAUAAUAUUAGAGCUGAUCAAUAAACGUGCCAAUCGACGCAAUCAAGCAACGCUGAUUGCUCACUAAAUCAAAUCAAAACGACACAAAACAGAAAGUUCCAUAAAUAAACAAAGUUUUGACGAGGACCUGAUUUCAAAUGCCGACCUUUAGCAUAUAUGCACAGAAUCAUAUAUAAAGAGAAGAGUUCUUUAAAGCCAGUGUCUUAAAUGAAUAUUGUAAUUUUUGUUGAGUCCAUGAUAAGUGAAUGAAUAAAACUAAACUAAACGAA
This is a messenger RNA of Drosophila elegans, 2987 nucleotides long. Its product is annotated as protein turtle homolog A. The record is from RefSeq and is a predicted model, not a curated record. Gene Ontology annotation, cellular component: neuron projection. The transcript has 7 exons. Lineage: Eukaryota; Metazoa; Arthropoda; Insecta; Diptera; Drosophilidae. Bases 152 to 1681 code for a protein of 509 amino acids.